AGCAUUUUCAGUGUCGUGGUUCUAUAAUUUUGAAACUUCCUUUACAUAACCAAAUUUUAACCUUUAGCAUUCGCAGUUGGUAGAAUUAGCGUACCCUAUGGGUAAACGGGCGUUUUCUAAGAAUGAGAAGAGCGUGGUCUAGAUUUUUUGAAUUUUGCCUCCAUCCCGUAAAGCCUGUGCUUGUGGAAGAAGAUGGGAAUAACAGCUCGUUUCGAAUGUGUACGUGACGUGUUUGUAUAAAACACAGAUCACUAAUCUAGAAAAGAGACUUUUUUGAAACACAGAUCAGUCUUUUUUCUAGAUCAGUGUUUGAAAUCGGGACCGCGCUGCCCCAGACCGCCUUUGGGAAACUGCGGUGGAGUUUUGUCACUAGCAGCAGCCAUGGCAACAAGGACUCAAAAUCACAGCCGCUCACACCGAAAAGAAGUGCGAGAAGGUAGUAAGAAGGAACAAGAUGGAAGCAAGAAACGACCUCAAUCGACUAGGAUUGUUCAGCGAGCUUGGCUACAUAUCUAUUGGUGACCCAUAUGUACCUCCUAAUAGUAAGCCAUUCAAUAUCAAUGCUUCAAAGGGAAAGCAAAUUCUCCCAGGCGGAGCAAAAUCUAAAAGUGCCCUCCAGAGUGGCUACUUUGAUAAAUCAUUUGAUAGAAUCAUGCAAGGAGAGGCAUAUACGGAUCCUGUUAAAAGAAGAAGGCAAGAAAGAAUAAGUCAGUCAAAAAAGAACUUAGGGAAACCUUUUGUGCCAAGUCAUUCAGGGAAAAAACCUUCUGGAGCUAAUAGUCACUAUGGGACAUUCUCUGGUCCAGUCAAUGCUUUUAGUCCAUUAGGAAAAGGAAAAAAGUCAUAUGCAUCACCUGGAAGAAACUUCAUCACAAACCCAUUAAGAAAAGGGACUGGUUAUGGUUAUGUAAAUGUUUUAAUUGGUAAACCACAAACAUACUCAACUGAACCAUAUGACAGAGGAAGAGAAUUAGUAAAGAAAGGUCAAGAAGACAGUAAAGGCAAAAUGAAAGGAGGAGCAUUCAAGCUAAAUCUCUGUCCUAAGCAGUACUUUGAUGUGAAUCCCUACAAGGCUGACAGACCAUUGCCACCGCUAAGAGAACCAAAGACAGAUACAAGAGAGGUGAAGCCUUUCAAACAGAGUUCUCCUGGCAAAGAGAUUGGCGGCUCAAAAGCAGGCUGCUUCAAUGGCUACCCAUCUCAUUCCAAUGAUCCUUACGUUGUGCAUAAAAACUCAUUUAGAAGUUUUAACGAUGGUGGAGAAAAGAAGAUAUUUAGACCAUCUCAGGGACCCAAGUCAUGCCCUACAAAGUCUGUCAUAUCCCAAAAUGUUCAAAGGCGAAUAAAUCGUUUGACAUAUAAACAGCCAGUUACAGUAUCAAUUUGAGAUGAAUUAUACACAAGAGUGCUAGAAAGAAAUGGAUGAAAUCUUCUAGGAAAAUUUGUGGAAGGAACAAGAUUUUUGAUCGAAUGAUUUUGUUAAUAGACUACUGUAGUGUCCUAAUGUAUGUAGAUAUGUUUUUAAGGUUUUUAUGGAAAAAUUAUCAAGAAGGCCAG
Rhopilema esculentum is the source of this 1557-nucleotide messenger RNA. Its product is annotated as cilia-and flagella-associated protein 96. Lineage: Eukaryota; Metazoa; Cnidaria; Scyphozoa; Rhizostomeae; Rhizostomatidae. The record is from RefSeq and is a predicted model, not a curated record. Gene Ontology annotation, cellular component: centrosome; cytoplasmic microtubule.